Cladocopium goreaui is the source of this 3669-nucleotide messenger RNA. NCBI's taxonomy places the organism in Eukaryota, Dinophyceae, Suessiales, Symbiodiniaceae. The record is from the annotation of a GenBank genome assembly.
AUGGAAUCGUGCCGUCGAAAACGCUUUACCGACCUCUUGCAAACUGCUGGGCGCUUUGCAGCAGGACCGGAGAUAGUUGUGCUAUUUGUGGCGUCUGGUUUGAAUGCUUGGCUUAUGCUGUACAAGGCAUGGUUAAUGCGAGAAUUCGUGACUGGUCAGAACUUGGGUCGCUGGAAGGAGUGGUUCAAAGCAUUGGCCAAGUUUCCUUUCGCAAUUCUGGCCAGUGCUUUGCUGUCUCAGACAACAAAGUACGUGCAGGCAAGGGUUUCCAUGCUGUGGCGAAAAACGGCAACGAGCAGCCUCUUGCGGAGCUACUUUUCGAACAUGAACUACUACAAAUUGCUACAUCACGGCAGUGUUCGAAUAGAAGAUGUUGAUGUUCGCAUAUGUUCGGACGUGAGGUCUGGCUGUGAUGCUUUGACAGGUGUUUUGAUCAGUGGCCUUUCGGGUGUCAUGAUGGCAUCCUUUUCCACGUGGGCACUGUAUCAACGCCGUGGGCUGUCUGCUGUAUUUCUGCCCUACAUCUACAGCUUCAUCAUCGUUCCCCUUAGUUACAGGCUUACCAGCCCCGAUUGGAGUGUCUCAAGACUUGUCCAGAAGGCCAAUGCAGCCUAUCAGCAGGCCUUGACGCGAGUUGAGCAGGCGGGUGAAAGUGUAGCUAUGCUUCGCGGAGAUGAAUUUGAAAAGGAGGUGCUGAACAGACGCGCAGCUGAUAGAAUUCUUGCAGAACAAACCAACUGGGCAGCAAUGGCUCGCUUCGAAUGGUUUCAGCAUUUCAUCUCCAACCCAGCAAUGCCUGGCAUGUGGCAAAGUGUCGCAUCAUUUGGAGCAGCUUUCAUUGCCAUGCAAGCCUACGGACCUGGGAGGCCAGUUCUGGACCCAUGGCAACCAAAUCAAGCUGUUGUGUACGAGUACGGCGCAAACAUUAGCGAUUUCUGGCAGGUCUUUUAUGCUGUCAGAGGAGCAUCCAGUUUUUUUACUGCGGUCGAGACCUACAAGCGGUCCAAGCAAAACUUGUCCAGGGUUGAGCAACUGCAAGAUGCAUUUGCAACGCUGGAGAGCGAGAGCAAUGAGGCAGCUCCUGAAAGAUUCAGAGAAGGCUCUUGUAUUGCUUUUGACGGCGUUUCCAUUGAUACGCCUACAGGCACUCCUUUACUUGCUGGGCUCAGUUUUAAGGUGGAGCCUGGCAGGCACUUGGUCAUUUGUGGGCACAACGGUGCAGGAAAGUCCUCGAUUUUCCGUUGCUUAGCGGGGCUUUGGCCGAUAGCAAAAGGGACCAUCACCUGCCCAAAUGCUCACGCAAGUGGACUUCACGGUGAUGUAUACUACUUGCCCCAACGUCCUGUCAACAUUUUGGGCACGCUCUCAGACCAACUCACAUAUCCUCACCAAGUUCCUGGUGGUUUGCCCAUUGACGAACUCAGGCGCUGGCUAUCGUAUGUGGGCAUGGCCGACUUCGUGGACCGAGCGGAAGAGAAUGGAACUCUGGGAGCUGAUUGGGCUUCAAGGCUGUCGCUGAGCGAGCAGCAACGCUUGGGAAUUGCACGAGUUCUGUACCGUCGGCCGCAGUUUGCCAUUUUGGAUGAGUGUACCUCUGCAGUGUCGAAAGAUAUGGAGCAUUGGCUGUUCCAGGCUGCAAAUGAGCUUGGGAUCUCUUGUGUCACCAUUUGCCAUCGACCUGCACUUCUGGAGCACCACCAUCAGAUGCUACGGCUCACGGGCCGCUUAGCAGAGGAUGGACUUGGAUGGGAGCUUGUGGAUUUACCUUCCAAUGUGCCAGAGGCAAAGCCGCCGGCUGGCAGCCAUGCAGAGGCACAUGCGCGCCUGGAAGAACUGCAAAAAGCAGGAGGGUGCAGAAAGGCGUUUGCAGUGGACAAGUCCGCCGCUGUCCAUGCGCCGACUGUGCGCUCUCACCAGUGUCACCUGGAUGUGGUUCAGAGGCGCUAUCCAUCAGCACUGCAGCGUAUUGCAGCAUCUUUGCAGCUGGGACAGCUUCACCACAGUUCAAAACUUUGUGCAGCGCUGUUGCUGGUGUGUAUGCUUCUGAGGCCGCAAGGAGCUUGGGAGGUUUUUCGAACCAUUGGUGGAUCCGUCUCCGUGGCAAUGUGCAAUGACGGCAUUGGUCUUUGUGCAGAGCUACUGACCAACAUUGUGUACGCAGCUGGACUUUGCUGCCUGGACCGCCUUGCAGAGGCGCUAAGCCGGCAGCUUUCGCUGCAAGUGUGGUCUGAACUAGCCACUGCGAUGCACAGCAAGGCACUGAAAGGAGCUGCAUUUCACAAGGUGGAUGUGGAGAAUCCCAUGCAACGGAUUUCUGAAGCAAAACUGCUGCUUGAAGAGAUCAAGGGCCAGCUUCAGUACACAGGUGGCGUGACCAUCCAGAUGCUUUACUGUUUGCCACUCUUGGUUCGUGGAGGAGGCUUACUUCCAGCACUCCAACUUGUGCUGCUUUUUGCAACACAUUUCUUGGUGCGAACCUAUUGGAUGCCUAACAUCAAGGCCAUGACAGCAGAAACCUCUCAGAUAGAAGAUCAACUCCAGGUGAUGCAGUCCAGGAUUCGUUACUUGGCGGAACCGAUUGCCUUCUCCAACGGCGGUGAGGCAGAACGUCAGCGCAUUGAGGAGCACUUCCAAAGGCUUUGCGAUCACCGCCUGAAUUCUCUCAAGCAGGAGUUCACCUACAAUUUCCUCACUGAGUUUUUCCUGCUCUACGACAACCUUCCAAUUUGGUUCCACCGACUCAUCUCCUUCAACUUUGCAUGGCGGAAUGUUCCAAUCGGAGGUGCAUCCCCUGCAUCUGCAGUGCAAAACUAUUUGUACGAUCGCACUAUCUCGAUGAGUUUGGUUGGGGUUCAGGCGCUUACGGCAUUUCCUGCCGAGCUCGCAAAGAUGGAUGCACGGGCUACGCGCUUGUUGGAACUCCAACAGGCGCUGGAUGCUGCUUCUCGCGUGCAGCCAAGGAUAGAGUCAGAUGGUGUGGACAUAGCAGUAGAAAACCUCACUCUAUCAACUCCAGAACGCACAGUGCUUGCCGAGGGGUUGACCUUCGAGGUGAAGCGGAGUGAAGCCAUUCUUAUCACUGGACCCAACGGGGCAGGGAAAACCGCCUUGGCUCGUGUCCUGCUUGGGCUGUGGCCAGCGGGAAACGGUGUCAAGCUGUCCGUUCCUCCGAGCUUCAGUAUCGUGCCACAAAGACCAUACCUGGCACCUGGAUGUUUAGGUGACCAGGUCACAUACCCAAAGCGCUUUGGGAAAGAUGAUGAAGUGAACGCUUGGAAAGCCCUGGAAAAAGUGGGGCUCCUCUACUUGCUCCAGCGAGGAGACAGAGGAGUGAAAGGAGCUGAAGGAUCUGAGGUGGCUGGGGUUGCAGAGGGCUGGCUGUUUCAAUGUGACUGGGAGGAUCAGUUGUCUGGUGGGGAACAACAGCGGCUGGCACUCAGUCGUGUCCUGUUUCAUCGACCGUGCUUUGCCGUGCUGGAUGAAUGCACCUCCAUGGUCGCGGCAGAUGUGGAAGAACGAUUGUAUCAGACGGUGGUAUGCUCUGAGAUCACACCAGUGACCAUGUCGCAGCGACUCUUUCUUCCUCAGCUUCACAGCCAAGAGCUUCGACUUGGCGUAGACAGCCCCUCAAAGUGGUCUCUGGCCCAGCUGCGAAAUGGCAAUUCCUGA